GAUGCCCGGUUGAGCCUACUCUUGGUCUCCUGAUGUCUGCAUCCCAUCCCAUCACGAACCUCCCUGUCCCAAGCUCUGUCCCAAACCCUUCUCUCCCUCCGAUUCAGCCACAAUGCUUCUCGACACCAUCGUCACCGGCCUGCUGCUGGUCGCCAGCGCCGCCGCAAUCCCCAUCGAGACCCCCAUGGAGCUCAUCAAGCGCGCCCCGAGCGCCGGCGUCGUGAUCCAGAAGUGCGCCAAGCCCGGCGUCUUCGCCCUCGCCUACGACGACGGACCCUACCAGUACACCUCGCAGCUCGUCGACAUUCUCAACAACGGUGGCGCCAAGGCCACCUUCUUCAUGACUGGCACCCUCUACGGCUGCAUCUACAACCAGCGCGCCGCCGUCAAGAAGGCCUUCGACUCGGGCCACCAGAUCGCCUCCCACAGCUGGACGCACCCCCAGAACUUCGGCAGCCUCAGCCAGGCCCAGCUCACCUCCGAGAUGCAGAAGCUCGAGCAGGCCGCCGUCAACAUCAUCGGCAGGAAGCCCGCUUACAUGCGCCCGCCCUACCUGGCCACCGGCGGCUCCGUGCUGCCGACGAUGAAGACGCUGGGCUACAAGGUCAUCACCAACGACGUCGACUCGGGCGACUGGAACGGGCAGACGGCGGCGCAGAGCCAGCAGAAGUUCCAACAGGCUGGCGCAGGCGGCAACGGACACAUCCCCCUGAUGCACGAGACGUACGCCAGCACGGUGCAGACUCUGACGCCCUGGCUGAUCAACUGGGCCAAGCAGAACAAUCUCAAGCUGGUUACCGUUGCCGAGUGCCUCAACGACGGCAGCGGAGCCUACCAGCCUGGUACCUUUACCGGCAAUGGCGCGAAUUCCUGCUGAGUGCACGAUGGCAAGCAUGGGUGGGAAUGAGAGGGUAAAAAGUCCCUGAAAAUAUUAUAAUGCCGGGUUGGUUGGGGUGGCGCUGAGAAGUACGGCGAUUUCAUGAACAUAAAGAGGACGCUCAUGUUGUUUUCUACACAAGAAUGAUGAUGAUAUUCCCCUAU
Colletotrichum destructivum is the source of this 1041-nucleotide messenger RNA. Its product is annotated as Putative NodB domain, glycoside hydrolase/deacetylase, beta/alpha-barrel. Gene Ontology annotation, biological process: carbohydrate metabolic process. Bases 113 to 877 code for a protein of 254 amino acids. Lineage: Eukaryota; Fungi; Ascomycota; Sordariomycetes; Glomerellales; Glomerellaceae. The record is from RefSeq and is a predicted model, not a curated record. Gene Ontology annotation, molecular function: hydrolase activity, acting on carbon-nitrogen (but not peptide) bonds. The transcript is spliced from 2 exons.